Cokeromyces recurvatus is the source of this 2169-nucleotide messenger RNA. Its product is annotated as translation initiation factor eIF3 subunit-domain-containing protein. Lineage: Eukaryota; Fungi; Mucoromycota; Mucoromycetes; Mucorales; Mucoraceae. Gene Ontology annotation, molecular function: translation initiation factor activity. Gene Ontology annotation, cellular component: cytoplasm; eukaryotic translation initiation factor 3 complex. The transcript has 7 exons. The coding region runs from base 1 to 2169 and encodes 722 amino acids. The record is from RefSeq and is a predicted model, not a curated record.
AUGAAUUAUUCUAUACCAACAGGAUUCAAUGAAAAGAGACUUUCUCCUCCUAUUCACAAUAAAAAUAGAAAAAGAGAAAUUCAGAGUGGUGAUUCAGAUACAAGAUUAAGACAGCUUGAGGCACAGGUUGAACAACUUACACUACAAAAUGUUAAGUUACAGAGAACAAAUCGAUUACUGAAAAUAGAUACAGAUAAUUUAAUUGAACAAAGGACAAGUCCCUUAGAAAAGACAAUAGAAGAAUUAACUAUCGUAAAUGUUAAACUUCAACGUCUUUCACGACUAUUACAACUUGAAUUGGAUGAAAAGACAAAGGAACUAAAUGAAUUUAAACAAAAUCAAAUACUUCAAAUGAAGUCGGUUGGCCCUGAAUAUGAAUUUUUAGUGCAAAAUAUUAAUUUACUUCAAAGACAGAUUGCAGGACGUCCUAUUUGUGAUGAUACUUGCUGUUUUACUAUGAAACCAAUUGAUCAAUCCACUAUGGUUAUGACUUUACCUUCAACAAAUAAUGAUGAAAUAACUGAGAAUGAAGCGAUAGAGGCUCAACAUAUUUGUAGACCCAUUAUUCAUUCAAAUAUCUCACAAGGCUCUUAUGCCAUUGAAUUAGAAAAAAAAAUCUACCAUUUAAAUCAAGCGAUAGAAGAAUUAUACGAGGAAAAAGACCAGAUGUUUCGGCAACAGUCAUUGAAAGACAAUGAUUUUGAAACACUUAAAAAGGAAUUAAGGAUCAAAGAUGAGAUUGUGACACAACUAGAACAAGAUUUUAUGGGGUUAGAAGAUCAAAUUGAGCACCUUCAGAAGGUUCUUCAAGAUCAAAGUUAUACAAAUAAUGAUGAUAACACAUGUAGUUUAAUCACUUCACCACCUAUAACUCAGAGUGAUCCAAAAAGACAAUCAUAUAUGUUAAUGGAAUCUAAACGAAGGUCAUUAGCUAUUAAAGAUACCGAAUUAUUAGAACAGAUGCUUAGAGGUGAUCUAGAAAUAGGGUUUCAGCAUAAACAAAAUCCCAAGACAUUAUCGUCGUUAAAGUAUAGCAACUAUACCGAAGAAGAUGCUGAAAGGAAAAGUAGUAUCGAAAGUAUAAUCGAAGAAGACGAUGAUAUUACUUUUAAUAACAAAUCAUCAUCGUUAUCAUCAUUAUCUUCUUCUUCUUCGAUUGUAACUAGUAAUACUCUAUCAUUGAAUACCAACUACAUUGACCAAAAAGAAACAGAAGAAGAAGAAGAAAUAGAAGGUAUUAAUAAUACGUCUUGUAAUAAUGGAAUUCCUUGUACUUUUCCAUCUAAAAAUCAUUUAAUAUCAUCAUCGUCUCUACUAAAUAAUAAUACCGACAAUAAUCUUAAUAAUAAUAAUUGUAAUAGUAAAAAGCCAAAAUAUGGCCCCUUUUUGUUAUUUGCAGGUAUGGCCAUAAACUUAGGAUUCGCUUCUUGCUUAGGGAUCACGGAUGAUUGGACUGAAUUUAACGAUGAGGUUGUUGUAAAUACUAGACCAAAGAUGGCUUGGGAUGACGAAGAAAGUGAUGACAAUGAUAAUCAAGUAAAAGAAUCCUGGGAUGAAUCUGAGGAAGAAGAGGAAGAAAAACAAGUACAACCCGUAAAAAAGACCGAAACUGUUACUAAAGCACCUGCCAAAAAGAAUUUGACUUUGAAGCAAAAGAUUGCUGAAAAAGAAGCUUUAUUAAAAGAACAAAAAGCAAAGAAAAUUGCAUUGGCUAAUCGUUUCUUAGAAGGUGAAACUGAAGAAGAAAAGUUCGAACGUGCUCAAAAAGAAGCAGGUAUUAAAAAGGAAGAAUCUGAUGACAUCCAAGUAGAAGAAGUCUCUAAGAAAGCACCUUCAAAGCCUGUUGAAUCUAUUAAGCCUAGAACUCGUGCUGAUUUUGAAGAAUUCAAACAAUUAUUGACCGACAUGAUUCUUCAAACCAAGGGUAACUCUGCAUAUGCAUCAUUUAUUGAACAGCUUGCUAAAGACCUUUCUGCACCUAUGAAGGAUAUGGAUGUUCGUAAAGCUGCUUCUAGUUUGACUGCUCUUGCUAAUGAUAAGCAACGUCAACAAAAGGAAGCUCUUAAGCAUAGUAAAAAGACAAAGGGUAAAGUUCAACCUGCUAAGGCUGCUCCUGCACCUACUAGAGAGUACUCAAGUACCUAUGAUGACUUCGAUGAUUUCAUGUAA